AUGGGUCCUUUCGCCUGCGGCCUUACCGCCUUGAACCUCCUGGGUUGCAUAAGUCCAGCGUUCGUAGCGGCCGUUCCCAUGGAUUUAUAUUCAGGCUCUGAAGUAUUGAUUUCGGUGAAUGGUCUCGUCAAACACCAAGAGCUUGACGGCUUCGGCGCUUCACAAGCAUUCCAACGGGCCGAAGACAUUCUUGGAAAAGACGGUCUGUCCAAAGAAGGCACUCAGCGUGUACUAGACUUGCUGUUCAGCAAGGAUAUCGGUGCAGGCUUCUCCAUCCUGCGUAAUGGCAUUGGCUCAAGCAACAGCUCCGAGAAGAACUUUAUGAACUCAAUCGAGCCCUUCUCACCAGGCACACCCGGAGCGAAACCACACUACGUCUGGGACGGUUACGACAGCGGUCAACUAACAGUCGCUCGAGAAGCAUUCAAGAGAGGAUUGAAGUUCCUAUACGGCAAUGCUUGGUCCGCACCUGGCUACAUGAAGACGAACCAAGAUGAAAAUGAUGGAGGCUACUUGUGCGGUGUCACAGGUGCUACUUGUGCUUCUGGCGACUGGAAACAGGCCUACGCAGACUACCUGUUGCAGUGGGUUGACUUCUACCGCAAGUCAGGUGUCAAAGUCACCAACCUGGGGUUCCUUAACGAACCUCAGUUCGCCGCUCCCUACGCUGGCAUGCUUUCCAACGGCACACAGGCCGCUGACUUUAUACGCGUGCUGGGCAAGACGAUUCAAAAGCGAGGUAUUCACGAUCUCACAAUCACCUGUUGUGAUGGUGAGGGCUGGGAUCUGCAGGAGGACAUGAUGGCUGGUCUGACUGCUGGACCUGAUCCCGCGAUCAACUACCUUGGUGUCGUCAGCGGUCACGGAUACGUUUCGCCGCCAAACCAUUCACUUUCAACAACAAAGAAGACAUGGCUCACCGAGUGGGCUGACCUCACGGGUCAGUUCACUCCUUACACAUUCUAUAACAACAGCAGCCAGGGCGAAGGUAUGACAUGGGCUGGCCGUAUCCAGACAGCCCUUGUAGAUGCUAACGUCAGCGGAUUUCUUUACUGGAUCGGUGCUGAGAACUCGACCACCAACAGCGCUCUUAUCAACAUGAUCGGCGAUAAAGUCAUUCCGUCCAAGAGGUUCUGGGCUUUUGCGUCCUUUAGUCGGUUUGCUCGCCCUGGUGCUCGUCGCAUCGAAGCUACCAGCUCCGUUCCUCUGAUCACUGUUAGUGCCUUUCUCAACACCGACGGUACUGUCGCGACGCAGGUGCUUAACAAUGACACGGUUGCUCACCAUGUCCGACUCGUCGUCUCGGGCACAGGCCGAAGUCCUCACAGCUUGAAGCCAUUUCUGACGGAUAAUUCCAAUGAUUUGACUGCUUUGGAGCACUUGAAGGCUGCUGGAAAGGGUUCCUUUCAGACCACAAUUCCUCCUCGAUCUCUUGUGAGCUUCAUCACGGAUUCCUAA
Molecule: messenger RNA, 1458 nt
Organism: Fusarium oxysporum Fo47
Lineage: Eukaryota; Fungi; Ascomycota; Sordariomycetes; Hypocreales; Nectriaceae
Product: glycoside hydrolase superfamily
Exons: 1
Coding region: 1-1458 (485 amino acids)
Biological process (GO): sphingolipid metabolic process
Molecular function (GO): glucosylceramidase activity
Source: RefSeq, a predicted model, not a curated record